AUGGCGUCAAUGUUCCGACCUCCGGACUCUGCAAGGGGUAAUUCUAGAUCACCUAAGCUCUCUUUGCCACCCUCCCUAAAGUACAACUCCAGUGAAGCACCUUCACAGUCAGGUUCGGGGCUCACACCCGCGAUCAACACCCCAUGUUCCUCCUCAUCUUCACAGACCCUGGUCUUCCCUCCGCCAGAAAAGCUGUCUUCUUCUUCGUCGUCCUCCAUAACAACACUCAAAAAGAGGCCUGUGCCGCCACCAAUCCCCAGCUUAGUGAUCCCAAAAAGCGCAGGCGCUGGGACCCCCGACCGAAGCCCCUUUGCGGACUCCUUCGAAAAGUUGCGGAUAGACAACUCUGAAAUAAGUGGGAGCGCAAGCGCGUCACCUUCUGCUGUGUCACCAGCCCCUCCCAACCCGAUCGCAGACGUUCACGAACUGGGCGAGGAAACUUGGCAAUCUGGCAUUGUCAAGGAUCACGUCGUGACAAUGGGUAUUUUGGGAGAAGGGGCUGGAGGAUCUGUGACGAAGUGUAGACUAAAGUACGGGACUAAGGUGUUUGCCCUGAAAACAAUCACAACAGUGAACUCAGACGCAGAAACGCAGAAACAGGUACUUCGGGAGCUCCAGUUUAAUAGAACAUGCAAAUCUGAGUACAUUGUACGCUACUACGGAAUGUUUGCAGAUGGAUCUAGCUCCUCAAUCUACAUCGCCAUGGAAUAUAUGGGCGGAAAGUCUCUUCACGCCAUUUACAAGCACCUUCUGGACAGGGGUGGCAGAAUAAGCGAAAAAGUUCUUGGAAAAGUUGCCGAAAGCGUCCUCAAGGGGCUUUCUUAUCUUCAAGAACGCAAGAUUAUACACAGAGACAUUAAACCACAGAACAUCCUUCUAAAUGAAGUUGGUCAAGUUAAAUUGUGCGAUUUUGGCGUUAGCGGCGAGGCAGUCAACUCACUAGCUACUACAUUUACGGGAACAUCUUUCUACAUGGCCCCGGAAAGGAUACAAGGUCAGCCCUAUAGUGUGACCAGUGACGUGUGGUCCUUGGGGCUCACACUUCUUGAGGUCGCCCAGGGCCAAUUUCCCUUUGGCUCUGACAAGAUGGCAGCUAACAUGCCACCCAUAGAACUGCUCAUGCUGAUUCUAACAUUUACGCCCGAACUAAACGAUAUACCGGAAUCCAAUGUAACAUGGAGCAAGUCCUUUAAGUCCUUCAUUCAGUAUUGUCUUAACAAGGAACCUCGCGAAAGGCCUUCUCCCAGACAAAUGCUGCGACAUCCCUGGAUUCAGGGGCAUAUGAAGAAGCCUUGCAACAUGCAUAAAUUUAUAACUAAGUGUUGGGAGGAAUAG
This is a messenger RNA of Lachancea thermotolerans CBS 6340, 1335 nucleotides long. RefSeq names its product mitogen-activated protein kinase kinase MKK1 (gene MKK1). NCBI's taxonomy places the organism in Eukaryota, Fungi, Ascomycota, Saccharomycetes, Saccharomycetales, Saccharomycetaceae. The record is from RefSeq and is a predicted model, not a curated record. Gene Ontology annotation, molecular function: ATP binding; protein kinase activity. The transcript has a single exon. Bases 1 to 1335 code for a protein of 444 amino acids. Gene Ontology annotation, biological process: protein phosphorylation.